UGCCAGCCGCGGCCGCGUUCAGUGCAGUGCAGGCAACCCAGGCAACCCCAGGCAACUACCCGCAGCAACAUGGUGACCAACGUGCUCGUCGUCUUCCUGGUCUCGGUGGCGGUCGGCGGCGUGCUGGGCUACCCCUACCCGUACCCCGCGGACUACCCUGACAUCGGCGCCGUCUACUCGCAAUACCACGCCCAGGACGAGCUCGGCCAGUACAGCUUCGGCUACUCGGGCCCCUCCGCCGCCAAGCACGAGCAGAAGACUGCCGACGGCGUCACCCGCGGCACCUACUCCUACGUCGACCCUCUGGGCCGCCUGCAGACGCGCACCUACACUGCGGACGACGUGAACGGCUUCAGGGUGGCCGCCAGCGACCUGCCCGUGGGCCCCGCGCAGCCCGCCGCCCCCGAGCAGCUGUCCCGGGGCUCUGGCCUGCAGCCCGGAUACCGCGCGCCCUACAGGUGGUCCAUCACCAACGGAGCCCUGGACCCCGCCGUGGAGCAGCCCCUGAUCAGGAGCGGUUUUGCAAGCAACGGUGGGUACGUGACCAGCAGCCAGCCCCAGUACUACACCUCGUCGGCGGCCUACCCCGUGGAUCGGCGCUACGUCUCCGCCCCGCUCGCCCCCUACACCUACCGGAGCGCUGCCCCCGUGGCCCCGGUGGCGCCGGUGGCGCUGUCCAGCGGCCUCAGCUCGCAGUACCACGCGCAGGACGAGGCCGGCCAGUACACCUUCGGCUACGCCAACGACGUCGCCUCCAAGAGUGAGACCAAGACCCUCGACGGCGUGACCCGAGGCAGCUACUCCUACGUGGAUCCCAACGGCCAGAUCCAGUCCCGGAGCUACGUCGCCGACGAGGGUGGCUUCCGUGUCGUGGCCUCCGACCUGCCCCAGGCCCAGGUGUAGGCCGAGACGUCGUCCACGAACACGAACCAUCGCCCCAUGCACUCUUCACGCUUCUCAUCACCUCCCCGUCCUCGUUCGCGACCUCCGCGGGGCGACGGUCCAGCUAGCGGACCGCCGCGCCGCCCGGCCGCCGGUCUAGAGGCUUCCGAACUUCAUCGGGGGCCUUGGCGCUGCAACGCCGAAACUUCGGUCGAACUCCGACGAAGCCUCUGCCGGCGUCCCCGCGACACCCGCGACGCCCGCAGCAACACUUCUCUCUUCGCUGCAACAUCCUUCCUCCUUCCCCCGGGUAGUUGUUCUUGUUAUCAUCAUGCCGGCUAAUAAAGACGCUCUCUCGCUA
Molecule: messenger RNA, 1243 nt
Organism: Thrips palmi
Lineage: Eukaryota; Metazoa; Arthropoda; Insecta; Thysanoptera; Thripidae
Exons: 7
Coding region: 70-903 (277 amino acids)
Cellular component (GO): chitin-based extracellular matrix
Molecular function (GO): structural constituent of chitin-based larval cuticle
Source: RefSeq, a predicted model, not a curated record